GUUCUCUUAUCUGCAAAACUAGAGACUGUUGUCUAAGCGAACCAACAAAAAGUCUUUUCUUCUUUAAUCAAAUCAAUGGCUGCUUCGUCUUCAAUGCAAAUGGUUCACACUUCCCGCUCCGUUUCCCAGAUUGGGUUCGGUGUUAAGUCGCAAUUAGUUUCCGCAAAUCGAACAUCUCAAUCAGUUUGCUUUGGAGCUCGUUCCUCUGGAAUUGCAUUGUCUUCGAGAUUGCACUAUGCAUCAAGUUUCCCUCUCAAGCAAUUUUCCGGAGUCUGUGCCACCACCAAGCACCAGAGAACCGCUUGUGUUAAAGCCAUGGCGGCUGAGGAAGAAGAAGUCAUAGAACCUCAGGCUAAAGUGACAAACAAGGUCUACUUUGAUGUGGAAAUUGGAGGUGAAGUCGCUGGAAGAAUUGUGAUGGGUCUCUUUGGAGAUGUUGUGCCUAAAACCGUUGAGAACUUCCGUGUCUUGUGUACUGGUGAGAAAAAGUACGGGUACAAGGGUUCCUCUUUCCAUCGUAUUAUUAAGGAUUUCAUGAUCCAAGGAGGUGAUUUCACUGAGGGAAAUGGUACUGGAGGUAUUAGUAUCUACGGUGCCAAGUUCGAAGAUGAAAACUUCACCCUGAAGCAUACUGGACCUGGAAUCUUGAGCAUGGCAAACGCUGGUCCUAAUACUAAUGGAAGCCAGUUUUUUAUUUGCACUGUCAAGACCCCAUGGUUAGAUAACAAGCAUGUUGUGUUUGGGCAAGUGAUUGAAGGUAUGAAGCUUGUGAGGACUCUUGAGUCUCAGGAGACACGCGCCAUGGAUGUUCCCAAGAAAGGUUGUAGAAUCUAUGCCUGCGGAGAGCUCCCGAUGGAAGCUUGAUUAUCAUUAUUGACCACUGCAUUGUCAUUGUGAUCUUUGUUCUGUUUUUUUGUUUUUGCUAUUAUGACUGUUGAGGAAUCCAAACCAUCAAAAAGCCAAAGAUUUUUAAAUUCUGGUCUUUUGUUUCUU
This is a messenger RNA of Capsella rubella, 993 nucleotides long. RefSeq names its product peptidyl-prolyl cis-trans isomerase CYP20-3, chloroplastic. Gene Ontology annotation, biological process: protein folding; protein peptidyl-prolyl isomerization. Gene Ontology annotation, molecular function: peptidyl-prolyl cis-trans isomerase activity. Bases 76 to 864 code for a protein of 262 amino acids. The transcript has 7 exons. The record is from RefSeq and is a predicted model, not a curated record. Lineage: Eukaryota; Viridiplantae; Streptophyta; Magnoliopsida; Brassicales; Brassicaceae.